GUGGAAUUUAUAAAGUUUAUUGGUAUUUUAACAAUUAUGACAUAUGUAAAAUGUACUAAUAUUCGUGAUUAUUGGUCCAUUAAACAAGAAACAGCAAGGGUUUCAUUGGUAUUUGGUCAAUAUAUGGUGUAUCAACGAUUUCGAAAUAUUAUAAAAUAUUUGAAAUUAAUGGACGCACGGAAAAAUGAUGAUCCCUUUCACUUUGCACAGCAGUUUCACGACGUAUUUAAUGAAAAUCUUACGAAGGCUAUUCUACCUGAUCCAUACUUUUGUAUGGAUGAAUCAAUGUCCUUUGCAGAUGCUCAAAUUAAUUUGUUUUUAAGACUAGACCCAGCAGAACCUUCGGAAUAUGCUAUUAAAAAAAAAUUUUCGGAUCAAUACCCAGCAACCGUCGCAUCUAUGUUAAGAUUAGUAGAACCAUGGUUUCAUAACUAUACUUAUAGAUCAUCCGUUAGUCGAACUUGCAAAAUAAAUAAUGUUGAUUUAGCCAUAUGUUCAAUUUGUGACCGAAAAGAUAUUGUACUACUUUCCAGUUACUCUACAACUACUCUUGGAACAGAAGUGAAUCAGUAUAUUAAGGGUUCUGGUGAUGUAAAAUUCUGUCGGCCUGUUGUAUUUAAUGAAUACAAUGAAUUCAGGUUAGCCGUAAACAUAUUAAAUAAUUUAUGUGAUAAUGCUCUUUUAUAUCACAAUGUUCUUGUCUCAAAAUAUUCUGUAGAUCAUAUUUUUGCCUUUUACCGUUCAGUUGUGGAAGCAAAUAGCUUCUCUGCAUAUUAUCGGUUUGUACUGGGAAAGAAAGACAUGAAACACGUUGAUUUUCUGACCUCACAAUCUCGAAACUCAAAAGCAAAUAUGUUCAAUGCCGAUGCAAAGGUUGUAGUAAAUGUACUUAUACCUGUUGUAGCUGUACAGUUUCACAAGGAAUGUGUUUAG
Messenger RNA from Diversispora eburnea, 933 nucleotides. The record is from the annotation of a GenBank genome assembly. Lineage: Eukaryota; Fungi; Glomeromycota; Glomeromycetes; Diversisporales; Diversisporaceae.